Dama dama (fallow deer) is the source of this 1195-nucleotide messenger RNA. RefSeq names its product retinaldehyde binding protein 1 (gene RLBP1). The transcript is spliced from 8 exons. Gene Ontology annotation, cellular component: membrane. The record is from RefSeq and is a predicted model, not a curated record. NCBI's taxonomy places the organism in Eukaryota, Metazoa, Chordata, Mammalia, Artiodactyla, Cervidae. Gene Ontology annotation, molecular function: phosphatidylinositol bisphosphate binding. Bases 79 to 1032 code for a protein of 317 amino acids.
GCUCCCGGAGGACACAGGCUCCAGGUGUCCCAAGAGGAGCUGCUAACUUGUCAGCUCUCCCAGUCUUCCAGAGACAGCAUGUCAGAGGGGGCGGGCACAUUCCGCAUGGUCCCUGAGGAGGAACAGGAGCUCCGUGCCCAACUGGAGAGGCUUACAACCAAAGACCAUGGACCUGUCUUUGGCCCAUGCAGCCAGCUGCCCCGCCACACCCUGCAGAAGGCCAAGGACGAGCUGAACGAGAAGGAGGAGACCCGGGAGGAGGCGGUGCGGGAGCUGCAGGAGCUGGUGCAGGCGGAGGCGGCCUCCGGGCAGGAGCUGGCCGUGGCCGUGGCGGAGAGGGUGCAGGGAAAAGACAGCGCCUUCUUCCUGCGCUUCAUCCGCGCGCGCAAGUUCCACGUGGGGCGCGCCUACGAGCUGCUUAGAGGCUACGUGAACUUCCGGCUGCAGUACCCAGAGCUCUUCGACAGCCUGUCCCUGGAGGCCAUCCGCUGCACCGUCGAGGCUGGCUACCCUGGUGUCCUCUCCACUCGGGACAAGUAUGGCCGAGUAGUCAUGCUCUUCAAUAUUGAGAACUGGGACUCUGAAGAAAUCACCUUUGAUGAGAUCUUGCAGGCAUACUGCUUCAUCCUGGAGAAGCUACUGGAGAAUGAGGAGACUCAAAUUAAUGGCUUUUGCAUCAUUGAGAACUUCAAGGGCUUCACCAUGCAGCAGGCUUCCGGACUUCGGCCUUCCGAUCUCAGAAAGAUGGUGGACAUGCUGCAGGAUUCCUUCCCAGCUCGGUUCAAAGCCAUCCACUUCAUCUACCAGCCGUGGUACUUUACCACCACCUACAACGUGGUCAAGCCCUUCUUGAAGAGCAAAUUGCUCCAGAGGGUCUUUGUCCAUGGAGAAGACCUCUCCAGCUUCUACCAAGAGUUUGACGAGGACAUCCUGCCCUCCGACUUCGGGGGUACACUGCCCAAGUAUGAUGGCAAAGCCGUUGCUGAGCAGCUCUUUGGUCCUCGGGACCAAACUGAGAACACAGCCUUCUGAGAACAUCUCCUGCCAUCUGACCCGUAGUUAGCAUUCCUGGGCCUCUCCUCAGCUGCCCUGGACCCAGAAGGCUGUGAAAAAGGGCUUCCUGGGGUGACUGUGGUGCCCCUGAACCUCCCUAAGCUUGGGCGAACUCAGAUGUCGUUCUCCUCCCAAGAUAGGG